UGAAGCCUUCCUUUCUUUCCUUUCGUCUUUUAGUCCUUCGAAAAGUUUCGGUAAAUUCCCUUUUUCUCUCUUUGACUCACUCUCAUCUCUUCCUUGUCUCUUAUGUUUGUCGAAAUCCCUGAUCAUUGGGCUUUUUCUUGUUCGGGAGUUGUCGCUGUGCGGAUUUCAUCAUGGCUAAGAGUUCCUUCAAGCUUGACAAUCCAUUGGAAAAAAGGUUGGAGGAAUCUGCUCGCAUCAGAGAGAAGUAUCCUGAUAGAAUUCCUGUGAUUGUGGAGAGAGCUGACAGAAGUGACAUUGCAGAUGUUGAUAAGAAGAAGUACCUUGUUCCAGGUGACUUGUCUGUCGGUCAGUUUGUUUAUGUUAUACGUAAGAGGAUUAAACUCAGUGCAGAGAAGGCUAUAUUUGUUUUCAUCAAUAACAUUCUACCUCCAACUGCUGCGUUGAUGUCUGCUAUUUAUGAGGAACACAAGGAUGAAGAUGGCUUUCUAUACAUGACUUACAGCGGAGAAAACACCUUCGGAUCCCAUUAGGCUCAACUUAUGACCUUCUCUGUAAAUAGCAUUUGCUAGUUUAUUACUUUGCUGUUUUUACCCUACCGUAUAUUAUUCUGCAUUUUGACUAUUUCUUAAGUACUGGUUUUUAAUAUCAACAAUAUUGCUAUUCAGUUA
Messenger RNA from Prosopis cineraria, 668 nucleotides. Its product is annotated as autophagy-related protein 8C-like. The record is from RefSeq and is a predicted model, not a curated record. Lineage: Eukaryota; Viridiplantae; Streptophyta; Magnoliopsida; Fabales; Fabaceae. Gene Ontology annotation, biological process: cellular response to nitrogen starvation. The transcript is spliced from 6 exons. Bases 171 to 530 code for a protein of 119 amino acids.